AUGAGGAGCGGUUCCCUGGAAAGUAUUAUGCAGAAUUUGUUUGAAAAUACUUUCCACAUGCCUUUACGAACAAAAUUAUUAAUUUAUAAAUUAUUCCUUCAAGAUGGUGACCCAAGACAAAACUCUGUUGCGGCGAAGCGGGCCCUUGAUGAUGUCAAUGCGAAACUAUUUUCGAUCCCGCCUAGAAGUCCUGACAUUAACCCUAUUGAGAACUUAUUUCACUUAAUCCAAUCCAAGCUGGACAGAGAUGUGCUGGCCCGAAAUAUAACAAAGGAAACAUUUGAAUGGUUUUCUGAGCGUGUCAAGGAAACCAUGGAGAACUACCCAGUAGACACAAUCGAUAAAAUCAUCGAUUGUAUAGAUGGAAGAAUGACUGAAAUCAUCAAAUGA
Paramuricea clavata is the source of this 390-nucleotide messenger RNA. Lineage: Eukaryota; Metazoa; Cnidaria; Anthozoa; Malacalcyonacea; Plexauridae. The record is from the annotation of a GenBank genome assembly.